Molecule: messenger RNA, 3943 nt
Organism: Pundamilia nyererei
Lineage: Eukaryota; Metazoa; Chordata; Actinopteri; Cichliformes; Cichlidae
Gene: mtnr1bb
Product: melatonin receptor 1Bb
Exons: 4
Coding region: 958-2052 (364 amino acids)
Biological process (GO): G protein-coupled receptor signaling pathway
Cellular component (GO): plasma membrane
Molecular function (GO): melatonin receptor activity
Source: RefSeq, a predicted model, not a curated record
CUGGACUUCCCAUGCCGACCCACCGCUGUGUGUACACUUAGAGCAUAACCAAGCUUUGUGCUGAGAUCAAAGACAGAUUCUGGGAUGUCACGCUGGGGAUAGGCAGAGGGGAAAAUGAGGGAAAAUCUUUGUUUGCACGCAUGCCUCGGCAAAGUAGGUUAGGAGAUGAAGAGUGAAAGUCAAAGACGGCAAGAGGUGUGAGAAAUGGAGAUGCGCAUAAAGCCCAGUGGAAGGCACAAACGUUGUUUGUGAAGCCGUGAAGCCGUGUCUUCCUCGUGCUCAGUCUGUGGAUUUGAUGUUUUGCCACAGUGCCGCCUCGCCACGGACAGCGCCGUUUGCGUCGUAGUUCAGAGCAUGGCAAGGACAACACAAACGGUCAGGGAAGGCAAUUUGUUCACGCGUGUGUUCCCAGAACAGCAAAUUAAAUGAGGUUUCCGCCGGCGGUGCGAUGAUUUGGCAUUUUUAAAAAAAAAAUAUAUAUAUAUAUCUGAAGAAAUAGCCUUCUUCUUUCCCGCGUGGGCACAUGCAGGAGGAGACUUGGAGAUGCCAGCCAGCAACCCGGGGACACUUGACGAGGAUGGAGAUUUAAAAUAUGAAUGGACUGGACCUUAUCUGGAGGACUAUUUUCUGAACGACAAAUAAUUUGCAUUCAUUGCCAGAGAGAAGGUGUGGCAACCGCCGCGUGUCCGAGCUGCCCGUGGCACGUGGAUGGAUGACUUUUGUGCGAACAUAAGAAAGAGCCGAGAGUACGUGUAACUUUAUAUGCCACACGUGAUUCCCGCACAAUAGCCCGGCAAUUCAUUCCCAUCGCCUUUAAGUGGCAGACUCUCGUUGGGCUCUUGUGGAACUCGAAAGGGUGCGCUUAAUGUUUCGUUUAGGACACGCCGGUACCGACGGUACCUGCGGGACAUAAAUUUACAGCGGCGAUUCAAAAGCAGCUCGGGCUGUGGGCCAGUGAUGCCGGACACAUUAACACUUGUAAAGAACCGGACAGAGCCACGGCUGGGGCAGCUAGAUCGCACCCUGGCCACAGAGGGGACCGCCCGCCCCGCCUGGGUCAUUGCAAUCCUGGCCAGUGUUUUGAUCUUCACCACGGUGGUUGACGUGCUGGGGAACCUGCUGGUGAUCAUCUCGGUGUUCAGGAACCGCAAGCUGAGGAACGCGGGUAAUGUGUUUGUGGUGAGUCUGGCAUUUGCUGACCUUGUGGUAGCCUUCUACCCCUACCCUCUGGUUCUCUACGCUCUUUUCCAUGAUGGAUGGGCUCUGGGAAACACACAAUGCAUGGUCAGUGGUUUCCUUAUGGGGCUCAGUGUCAUCGGUUCCAUUUUCAACAUCACUGGAAUUGCGGUGAACAGAUACUGCUAUAUCUGCCACUCAUUCGCAUACAGUCGGCUAUACAGCUAUCGCAACACUUUGAUGUUUGUUGCCUUAAUUUGGCUGCUCACCGUAGUGGCCAUUGUCCCGAAUUUCUUCGUUGGUUCCCUGCGUUAUGACCCGCGAGUUUACUCCUGCACCUUCGCCCAGAAUGUCAGCAGUUCCUACACAGUGGCAGUAGUGGUGGUUCACUUUCUGGUUCCCAUUGCUGUGGUUACCUUUUGUUAUUUACGCAUUUGGGUACUUGUUAUUCAGGUGCGUCGUAAAGUGAAGACAGAAGAAAGCCCUCGCCUGAGACCGAGUGACUUGCGGAAUUUCAUCACCAUGUUUGUGGUAUUUGUGUUGUUUGCCAUUUGCUGGGCUCCACUUAACCUGAUUGGCUUGGCGGUGGCGAUUGAUCCGUCCCGCGUGGCUCCUCGUAUCCCUGAGUGGCUUUUUGUAGUCAGCUACUUUAUGGCCUACUUCAACAGCUGUCUGAACGCCAUAAUCUAUGGCUUACUGAACCGAAAUUUCAGGAAUGAGUACAAACGCAUUGUCACCUCCGUCUGGGUGACUCGGCUCUUCGUGACGGAGACUUCACGAGCCGUCACGGACGGAAGGAGCAUGAGGAGCAAGCAAUCGCCGCCUCCGCCGCUCAAUAACAACGAGUCAGUCAGAGAUCGCACAAACAAAGAAUGAAGUCUGAAUUCUUGAGCCUAUUAAAUGCUAAUUCCUGUUUUGUGUUACAUCCAGGUAGUUGUGCAGCUAAAGAGUAUUAAGUAAUGAAUGAAACUGAAAGACAUGGCUUUGUUUUCUUGUAGUUUAUCAAGAUAUGAAGAAUUCUAUCAUUUAAACUCAGAGUUUUUACCAGUGAUGGGUUUUAAUAACUGUGAUUUGCGUCAAUGGAGCAAACCCUUUAGAGAUUAUAUCUGACAGCUAAGCCAUGUAUUGCAGUUUCAUGUUGUUAUUACUCUAACAAUCUGAAUGACACAUUACUAAAAUGUGAUAUCCUUUAAUGUCUGCUGCUGUAGACUUUAAGACAUAAUUCACCAAACUGGGUGGCAAUGGUAACCACACACUUGUCUUUAGUAACUUCAGAAGCCUCAAAUCGUAAAACUCGCCUCACCUGAACGUCAGAUUAGUACAAGAGGAAAUGAUGUCUCACUGUUGAUAAUAUACAGUAUAAUAUCAGUUUGAUAGAGUUUUAUAUGGUGAAAGUGCUAAGCCUAAAUGCUGCAGUAGCAUAAUACUUAAUACUGCCUGGUUUGACCUUCUUGCACUGCGAACAACAGGAAACAAAAUCUUAGUAAUAAACAUGACAAAUUAAUUCAGGUGAUGGAUGGCACAAAACAAGUUGAGAGAAAAACUAGCAUCAAACCAUGUAAUAUGUGCUAAUUGACAUAUCUGUUUUAUUUUAGUGCACAUGAUGUAGCUUGUGGAGGAUACCUGUGUGUCUGCUGAUGCUGCUCAACCAAUCAGUCACUCAACAAAUAAGCUAUGCUUCAUAUCUGCUAUAGUUGGUGUGAUAUGGCUAUCUAGGCUUCUUGUAAUACCGAAGAAAAGACCCAAACAUAUACUUGUAAAUUAGAGAAAUUUCUAUAAGUUCUAUAAAUGUGAAAUAAAAAAAAUUACAUAAGGUGACCAGAAAUGGUCAUUUUGCAUCAUAAUCAGUUUUGAUACUACAGGUAUUAUGUUAUAGUGAACCUUUUGUACUUUUGCUAAGGUAGAAACUCAGUACACACAGCAUUAAAUCCAUCUGAAUCUACAGAAAUAAAAGUGCAAUGCAAUAACUUAUUCAGUUUCAUCAAAUAUCCAAGUGCAGCAAAUGGACAGUUCCCUGUGGACACUUUCCUAUGCAAUUCAAAACACACUGUGCGCUCCAAUCCAAGUUCUCCAACAUAAGUUGCAUCUGAAAACAGUAUUAAGUUAACUCAGCUAGUUCCUAACCUUAGCACAUCCAUAUUUCAAGAAGAUGUCAUGGUAUAUUUCUGAUUUGCCGCACUGCUGCUCUCUAGACCGCAUAAUAACAAAAAGACUGAGACACACAACAAGUUCAUGAAGCUGUUCUCCUUUCACUGCUAAAGCCCUGCGAAUGCAGCAAGCAGUUUAGACUGGGCUCAGGUUCCUCUGCCUCCUACAUCAUAUGCUGUGCAGUACGAUGUAGUGGUGAUAUGUUUAUUUAUGCUGAAAUACUUAUGCAAAGCUUUAGCUUUUCAUUUAAUAGGUAAUUUAGUAUCUUUGCUUAUUAAUGCUGUUCGUGAUAAUUUUUUAUUUAAAAAAAAAAAGCUGAAUUCACCAUGGAUACACGUCGAUGCUUUCAUUGUGGAAAGUAAAACAAAGAGAAGCAAUGAGAGUACAUUAGUGAAAUGUAAGGAGCGGGUCACUUGCUUGUAGUAAAUUUGACAGGAGGAUGACACUCAUUGCCUCUUAUCAGUAAACAGUGUUUUAUACAUCGUAGAUGUCCGAGUAAGUUCUGUUCAUAUCCGUUUUCCCAUCUCAGGGUGCCUACUGAACAUUUUUCUUGUGAUAUGUUUUGUUGUCCAAAACAUUUGCAGUUCAUUAGCUACCUUACGAGGGAGUCUGAAGACAU